Aaosphaeria arxii CBS 175.79 is the source of this 558-nucleotide messenger RNA. Its product is annotated as P-loop containing nucleoside triphosphate hydrolase protein. The transcript has a single exon. Gene Ontology annotation, molecular function: four-way junction helicase activity; 3'-5' DNA helicase activity. NCBI's taxonomy places the organism in Eukaryota, Fungi, Ascomycota, Dothideomycetes, Pleosporales. Gene Ontology annotation, biological process: double-strand break repair via homologous recombination. The annotation marks the transcript as partial. Gene Ontology annotation, cellular component: cytoplasm; chromosome. The record is from RefSeq and is a predicted model, not a curated record.
AUGGUGUUGAACACGUCGUAUACGUUCCGGCGGCCGUUGCAGCAGAUGGGGCAGUUGGUUAGGGCCGAGACGCAGAUGGUGUUGUUGACGGCGACGUUGCCGCCCAGCCAGGAGGACGAGUGGUUCCGGCGAAUGCAUUUCCAGCGGAGCGAAGGGAAGAUAUUCCGCGAGCGGACGAGCAGGACGAACAUUCGAUACCGAGUGGCGCGGGUGACGGAGCGAGAGUCGAUGGCGUUUGUCCAGAGCAAGGUCGGCCAGGUUCGGGUGGGCAAGGUGGUGGUGCAUUGCAACCGCGUGAACAAGGUCAAGAAGAUGGCAGAGGCGUUGGGAUGCCACGGAUACCACCACCACGCGAUUGGCAAGGCGGGCAUGUUGCGAGAUUUCAGCAGCGGGACGCAGAGGGUGAUUGUGGCAACGAGUGCAUUGGGGAUGGGGGUGGAUAUUCCGGACAUUCGAUUGAUCAUCCAUGCCGAUCCACCGCGGACAUUGUUGGAAUAUGCGCAGGAGAGUGGACGAGCCGGACGAGACAGGCGGAAGAGUGAGGCGGUGGUGAUGGUA